CAGCCUACCGCUGGUAUUUUAGUUAGUCUUGUCGAAUACAUGCUAACAUAAUGAUGCGUUUAUAUCUGUUCAUCAUUUAAUAGUGUAUCAGUGGAGAUCAAAGCUCACCGCUGAUAAUUUUUCGGUUACGAAAGCUCUUUUUCACUUAAGCUCGAAAUUUCACAGAAAAAAUUAUCAGUGAAACCCAAAUCCUUGCUUGACAAAGAUAGCUCGCUUUCGGCAGAAAUACUUUUUUUUUUUUUCUAAAAUUUUAUCUCUCUGAUGUAACUGUAUGUGCUCUAACUGCCAAAGCGUAAACUGAAUUUCAAUAUCAGAUGAACAAGACGUCCCUCGCUUCGGGCGUAUCUUUGAUUCCGCAUCCUUCAAAUGGACGGAGCAUGCAACAAAAAAUUAUUUUUAACGGACAAAUUGAAAUGGAAAAUCCAAAAGAUCUUUUUGACUUCCUGAUGAGCGGCAAGCGAGGCACGAAUCAGCAAACUGUGUCAUAGCAAAUGUAAAUUGAACAUCUGAUGCUUUGCCGUGUCGUGUACGCCGCGCCACGCUAGCACAAAUGAUAGACUGAUUGCCGUUUUCCCCGAUAACUCCUUCCUCUCGUUGCAACUCUUUCUGUCGUUGCUGCGACCAACAGAUAAAAGUCUUCGUAAUACGAUCCUAUUCACUCUACAUCGUAACAACUACACGACCGGCUUUCGACACCAACUUGUGAGCUACCGCAAGCGAAGAUUGCAGCGGAAAUAGCGUGCUCCUGACGGCGCUGGCAAAUCGCCAUUUGCAGGACACCGGCUCAAACGGCAGUUAACUGAUGCGCGAGGCAAUGGUAUCUGCUGCGCAACAACACCUAUGCAUAUGGCUAAUUGUAGUAGUUUUAUUUGGUGAGAUUGACUUAUCAAAAGAUACUAAACCACUGUUUAAUACGAAGGAGAAGUCGGACACGAAUGUGCAGGAUGGGAAGAUGAAAACACUGUCCACAGGUUUCAUCUACGAUCCAAGUUCUCGCUCGAAUCCCAAUGAAGCUGUGACGAAAAGAUUUCACUGGAGGGCUUCGGUUAAUUUUCAGGCUAAAGAGAUAAACGCGGUGGUCCGUUAUGACGUGAUAAAACAGCUGGGAGCGCAGAAGAUUGUGCUUGAUGCCAGUCUGGAUCUUAAGGUGCACUCAGUCGAAGACGUUGAUGGUAACUCACUGACGUUUGAGCGUCUGGCAACGGAUAUUUAUGGUGCGCCUCUGAGCAUUAAUCUUCCUGAAAACAUCAACAAUAUAACAAUAGUGAUCAGUUACUCUACAUCGCCUACGGCCGGCGCUCUUCAGUGGCUAGAGCCAGCGCAGACCUUGGAAAAAAAGCAGCCAUUUAUGUACUCUCAAAAUCAGCCCAUUUUCGCGAGAAGUAUGAUCCCAUGUCAGGAUACACCGCAGGUGAAGAUGACCUUCUUUGCCGAAGUGCAGGUACCUGAAAGCCUCGUAGCUCUAAUGGGCGCCAAAAGUGUCGCACCGAGACAACCUCGUCAAAAUAAAACAACAACUAAUGAACUUCAAGAAAUUAAAAAAACAAAGAUGUUUCGAUUCCGCCAGGACAUACCUGUUCCAGCGUAUUUAAUCGCAAUUGCUGUGGGUGACGUAAAGUCUCGUCGGAUCGGUCGUAUUAGCGAAGUUUGGGCAGAGAAAGGCUACCUCGAAACAGCCGUUCACGACUUCAGCGACAUUGACAAAAUGUUGGACGCCGCUGAACGCAUCGUGGGAUCAUACCGCUUUGCUAUGUAUAACAUCCUGGUGCUUCCCCCGUCAUUCCCUUAUGGAGGAAUGGAAAACCCUUGCCUCACAUUCGUAACCCCAACCCUUUUGACGGGGGACAAAUCACUUACGAACGUGAUCACGCACGAGAUUGCCCACAGCUGGUUCGGUAACCUAGUCACAACAAAAACCUAUGAGCAUUUUUGGCUCAAUGAGGGCUUUACUGUUUUUCUUGAGCGCAAGAUCCAAGGAGCUCUGUUCGGUAGUGAUGAAAGAAAAUUUUCGGCAAAAAUCGGUUACAUUAGAUUGAAGGAUAUUAUCGAGAAGCUCAGCGACUUCGACGACACUAGGCUUGUGACGAACCUCACAGGUAGGAAUCCACAUGAUAUGAUAAACCGCGUUGGGUACGAAAAAGGUCAUACUUUCUUAUGGUACCUCGAGCAGCUCGUUGGAGGCGACAAACCCAUGAACGCGUUCCUGAAAAGCUACGUCGAUCAAUUCGCGUAUAAGGCUGUUGAAUCUGAUGAAAUGAAAGACAGCUUCGUAACCUUUUUUGCCACCACAAAUAAUUUGACAUCAAUUGACUGGAACGCAUGGCUGCAUGGCCGCGGACUUCCAAGCUACGUACCCGAUUAUAGUACCAGCUUGGAAGCACAGGUGGAUCGUCUAUUAGAAAAAUGGCGUAGCAUAAAUCAUAAUAAUCUGGAACUAGUUUCGUCAAAUGAUAUCAAAAAUUUUUCGCCCCAGGAGAAAAUUGCGUUUCUCACGAAGAUGAACGCGGAAAAAAUACGUUUGACCGCGAAUCAUCUAGAAAAAAUGUCCACAGAGUAUGGUUUCGAUGUCAGCAAAAACAGUGAGAUUACUACUGCCUGGUUGGUGUUAGCCUUGCGAAAUCGUUAUGAGCCUGCCGUAGAGCCGACCAAGGGCUUUUUGCGGCGGUUCGGUCGAAUAAAGUUCAUGCUUCCGCUUCUCGAAGAGUUACUUCGUUGGCCUGAGCAGAAGAGUGCGGCGGAACAACUACUCAACGAAAUUAGGCCGCGCCAGAUGCAAGUUACUCAGCGACUCUUGGACAUGCUGUCUAUUAGGAAUUGUUCAGUACCAGAUAAAAAGGGCAAGCUAGAAAAGUUUAGUGAAAAGGACCACAUUUAAUGUAUUACACUUAUUUCAGACCACUGGUUCCGUGCUUAUCAUCAGGUCAACACAAUUGUGAUAAAUAAAUAAACGAAUUGAAUAAAUCACAACUCGCAUAUUUGCUAAAGUUGA
This is a messenger RNA of Varroa destructor (honeybee mite), 2989 nucleotides long. Its product is annotated as leukotriene A-4 hydrolase-like. Gene Ontology annotation, biological process: peptide catabolic process; proteolysis. Gene Ontology annotation, molecular function: aminopeptidase activity; metallopeptidase activity; epoxide hydrolase activity. Gene Ontology annotation, cellular component: cytosol. NCBI's taxonomy places the organism in Eukaryota, Metazoa, Arthropoda, Arachnida, Mesostigmata, Varroidae. The record is from RefSeq and is a predicted model, not a curated record.